AUGAUCCUUAGUGGCGACAGUGCCGCAUUACAUCGGGCACGAAACGGUUUUAGCGCGUUCGCCGAGCUGCGCUCAUGCCCAGACAGGCAACUGACAAUCACGGUAAACCGCAGAGCCGCGCAGAAGCUUACCGUUCCAGGGAAUGAUCAAGGGCCGUUGGGCAGCGUGGACUUACAGGUCGAGGGUGCGCGUCGAUUUACACGAUGGCCGGAGCUGCCACUUCCCGAGCCCUACGGCUCGAUAGAGCCUAGCCCCCACCCGGGUCGGCGGCGUCCCGGGGCAGCUAAGAGAUUUGAGCUUCCAAACCUCCAGCAAGACAGCGGCUCUCUAGUUCACGCUAGAGGCCGGCUUGUCCAAAUGCCGUGCCGGCUUGGAUCAGCGAUUUGA
This is a messenger RNA of Purpureocillium lilacinum, 387 nucleotides long. The record is from RefSeq and is a predicted model, not a curated record. NCBI's taxonomy places the organism in Eukaryota, Fungi, Ascomycota, Sordariomycetes, Hypocreales, Ophiocordycipitaceae.